Molecule: messenger RNA, 2611 nt
Organism: Chelonoidis abingdonii (Abingdon island giant tortoise)
Lineage: Eukaryota; Metazoa; Chordata; Testudines; Testudinidae
Source: RefSeq, a predicted model, not a curated record
ACUAAGAUUGAAUGGGGGAAAGAACUGGGCUCAGGCUGAAAGGGCAUUUGGCCUGUGAAGAAGAUUAUUAGAACCACAUUUAGGGUUCUGAAUAUGCUCCGGACAAUUAUCGUGGUUAGAUGAAGAUAAUAGCUAUUUGUGCACUUAAGGACAGUCCUGGAAAUGGCUGUGCAUUUCAUUUCAACAGAAAAGAGUAAGGUGGUCAGAAAUAAAGAAAUGAGGAUAAACACAACAGAAUCUCAGAAGGUUGAAAGAACAAUAAGUACAGCUGAGAACAAGGAGAGAAGCUGAAGUGGUAGUAGGACAGUGCCAAAUACUAUCCAAGAUUAACAUUGACCUGAGAGUUUGUUACAGGUUUACUUCAUGUAGUUUUGGAAUUUUUUUCACCCUUAGUGGCUAAUGCAAUUUUUACCACAUGAAAGAGUUAUGAGCGUCUGCAGUUCCUCACAACUCCUUUCCACGCUGCACAUCAGAGUUAAACAAGACCCUACUGCUUUUCUGACUGCACAGAAGAAUUUAUUAUGCCCUGUAGCUGCUCUCUAACUUUACAUUUUAAAGGCUGGCUUUACUAAUGCUGACUGCAUGCCCUCUAGCCUCGUAGAGAAGCAGCUUCUCCAAAGUCAAACAAUCACUAACCACACUUCCUGGAGCUGCACCUUAAACUGUGUCUCCUCUUAGCUUAACCCAGUUGGAAACCACAAUGACUCGCCCCCUACAUCAGUCGCUUCCCUACUUUCCCCAGGUCACAGGAGUUCUGGAGACAUUUGACCAUAGCUCUUCCUUGGCUAACCUCAUGUCAAUCUACCAGGCAGCCAACAGGACAGCCUUCAACUGGACAGACAGCCGGAUUGUUGAGUGGGAGAAGUUUGCUGAGCUGGCCAAGUAUGAACCAGAGUCCCAGAAGCCCACAGUGAAAGCUCUUCUAAUCGUAGCAUACUCAGUUAUCAUCAUCAUAUCCCUGUUUGGCAACAUGCUGGUCUGCCACGUGGUGAUUAAGAACAAGAGGACGCACUCAGCCACCAGUCUCUUCAUUGUCAACCUGGCAGUGUCCGAUAUCAUGAUCACUCUGCUCAACACUCCUUUCACUUUGGUUCGGUUUGUGAACAGCACGUGGGUCUUUGGAAAGGCCAUGUGUCAUAUCAGCCGCUUUGUGCAGUACUGCUCUCUUCAUGUCUCCACACUCACCCUGACAGCCAUAGCUCUGGACAGACAUCAGGUUAUUCUGAACCCACUAAAGCAAAGGAUGUCAUUAACAAGAGGAGUGCUGAGCAUUUCUGUUAUCUGGCUGAUGGCAACCUGUUUCUCCCUGCCCCACGCAAUCUAUCAGAAGCUUUUCCAGUACAACUACCGGGAAGCUACUGUCCGGAGUUUGUGUCUUCCUGAUUUUCCUGAGCCUGCAGAACUGGUGUGGAAAUACUUAGACCUUUCCACCUUCCUCCUCCUCUACCUCUUGCCCCUUCUGAUCAUCACCAUCACCUACACACACCUGGCCAAGAAGCUGUGGCUGCGCAGCGCCAUUGGGGACAUCACCACACAGCAGUACAUCACCCACUACAAGAACAAGAAGAAAAGCAUCAAGAUGCUGGUGUUGGUUGUGGUGGUCUUUGCUGUCUGCUGGUUCCCACUCAACUGUUAUGUAGUGCUCAUCUCUAGCCUUGGCAUCAAGACCAAAAACUCCCUCUAUUUCGCUCUGCACUGGUUUGCCAUGAGCAGCACUUGCUAUAACCCCUUCAUUUACUGCUGGCUGAAUGACAGCUUCCGCUCAGAAAUCAAGUCCUUACUCAGCAUGUGCCAGAAGGUCCCGCAAACACAGGACAAUGUGUUGCCCACUGUGAUCAUGGCUUAUCGAGAGGCCUGGAUCAAGCAAACCAGGUACAAGCAGAGGCCUUCCUCACAGAGCAUUCGCUCCAACACAAAUGUGCAGACAGUCAACACAGAUUUGUGAAUUGGAGAGUCAAGGAUGAAUGAAUUUUGCAACUCUGGUGGGAAGUGCCAUGUCAAGCAACACUCAAUGGAAGCACAGGACAGAUCAAAGAGCAGAAUUACAUUUUUGAUCAUGGGGUUUGGAGAGGACGGAAGAGAAUCUAAAAAGAUACACCCAUUAGGAGGAGAAAUAAAUGGAAUAAAAAGAGCAAGUGAUUCCCUUCAAAAGUUCUCCUCACUUUGUCCCCUAAUUUUUUGGACCUUUUCACAAAUCACAAUGAAACUAUUUAGAACUUUAUACAAAUGUUUGACAGGAAGCAGAUGUUUCUCCCUUUUAUUAUGACUUUCAACCUUCUCAUUUCCAGUAAGGGUCUUGUGCUUGUCUGAGUUAUUGAUCUGUCUAGAUGUAACUUUUUAUUUUUUCAAAAGCCAGCGGUGGAGAUUAAAGCAUCAGGAUCCUAUCUGUUCUGUGGAUUUACUGCAUCUCCUUGCUGUCAUGACUGUGCGAUGUUUCCUAGUUAACUCUUGGUCACUGGGGCAUAAUGGCAUGGAGCUUCUGGCACAGGAAGAACCCAGCUGAUGUUCAAAGUUCCUGGAAAUGUUCCCUCUUCAUUAGUCUGGGCUUUUUAGUUAAUAAAUAAAUAAAUAAAUAAAUAAACGGUGUUCCUCAUUGGUCAAAUUGUGCAAC